CAAACACUGACGUGACUGACUUGUAUAUUUACUGUUUAUUCCUCCAUCCUCGAUCACAUCCAACAACUCCCGUUCUCGCGUGACGUUAAACACUAACGGUGGUCCAAGUGACCCGGAUGUUACAAUACUGACUGUUAGGGGCUGUCGCUGCCGCAGAAUCUUAGUUUUAACAAUGAGUUCUCCGAGCAAAUCAACCGUCGCUGUGAUCGGCAGUGGACUGAUUGGCCGCUCUUGGGCCAUGGUGUUUGUCAGCGGUGGCUACAGUGUGAAGAUCUACGAUAACCAACAAGGACAAGCUGCCAUGGCUGUCCAAGACAUCAGGAAGCAGCUGCUCCAGCUGGAGGAAGGGGAAAUGCUGAGAGGCAGUCUGACCGCUGCGCAGCAGUUCUCCUUACUCAGCAGCUGUGAUGAUCUGGCUCUUGCCCUGGACGGUGCCUUCUUCGUCCAGGAGUGUGUAUUUGAGCAGCUGCAAGUGAAGCAGAGCGUCUUCCAGGAACUGGAGAAGCUGGUGGGGACAGAUGUCAUCCUGAGCAGCUCUACCUCCUGCCUGGUGCCCAGCGACGUCUUCGCCAAAGUCCAGAAUAAGACCCGAUGCCUCGUGUCUCAUCCAGUGAACCCACCUUACUAUGUGAAACUGGUGGAGCUGGUACCUCACCCUGACACCACCGUCACUGUUAUGGACCACACCCACGCCCUCAUGACCAAGGUGGGCCAGGUACCUGUUAAACUGAGGAAAGAGAUCGAUGGCUUCGCCCUCAACAGAGUGCAGGCUGCCAUUAUUGCAGAGUCCUGGAGGCUGGUUCAGGAUGGUAUUAUCUCUGUCAAGGAUAUCGACCUGGUGAUGUCAGAGGGGCUAGGAAUGCGAUACGCCUUCAUCGGGCCCAUGGAGACCAUGCACCUCAACGCACCUGAGGGAUUGGAAGACUACAUGAAGCGUUACGGAGAAGGCAUACAGCGAGUGCUGUCCUCCUUUGGGCCGGUCCCAAAUUUCAAUGCUGAAGAGUCCAAGAGCAUCAUCAGUGAGAUGUGUGAGCUGAUUCCUAGUGACCAGCAGCAUCUGAUGGCCAGGAAGGACAGAAGAGACCAGCUCCUGAUGAACCUGUCCAAGCUGAAGAAAGACCUCUGAACUGAAUCACCUCUGAUACCUACAGUUCAACGGGAAUCAUCAUGUUGUUUCAAUCGUUUUCUUUUGGAGAGGUUUCUUAUCAUGAGCCAAACUUGGUUUGUCCGAUUUUUGUGCUGAGCAAAGGCAUGAGCACUUGAAACAAAACGUUCUUGUCAGCAGGGCCGAGGCCACAGAGUUGGGCAGCUGCCCAAACAUCUGUGAAAUGCGAGUGUCUCAGAUUUUAUUAUUUGCAUUUCCAGCAAAGGUGAAGGGUUUGUUGGCAGAGGAGUGGAGUGCUGAACUGUCCUUCUCUGGUGCCGUGCCUAAUAAAGCUCUUGA
This is a messenger RNA of Synchiropus splendidus (mandarinfish), 1444 nucleotides long. It is a transcript of the gene cryl1, whose product is annotated as crystallin, lambda 1. Gene Ontology annotation, biological process: fatty acid metabolic process. The transcript is spliced from 9 exons. Gene Ontology annotation, molecular function: L-gulonate 3-dehydrogenase activity; NAD+ binding. The record is from RefSeq and is a predicted model, not a curated record. Bases 173 to 1126 code for a protein of 317 amino acids. Lineage: Eukaryota; Metazoa; Chordata; Actinopteri; Syngnathiformes; Callionymidae.